AGAUUUAAAAGAUUGGAGUAUUAAUCGUAGAUUGCUUACUCAAACCUUGAUGUCUACCGGAUUUUUAAGGGGCACCAUUCAAUUGGUUGAAAAGAAUUGUGACGAGUUAUUUCAAUAUUGGGAUUUAUUAGGUGUCUCGGCAAAUGAUAAUCGUACCGUGAUUGAAUUACCAAAGUGGAUGAAAGCGUUUUCUAAUGAUUUAAUCAUUGAAACCAUCCUGAGUAAAAAAAGUUAUGCAAAAGCAAAUUAUUUAAAUCGUAUAACUGACAACAAAAAACUUGACAUCCCUCAAAAUCUUUUAAAGCAAUCCGGUGAAAUCAUUGAUAACCUCUCUGCUUCCUUAAAGGGUGGAAUGUUUAUCAUGAACGUACCAGGUUAUAUUAGACGCUCAAUUUUUAAAUAUUUUAACAAUAAGAUUAUUGGUUUAUUUUAUGAGGUUGAAGAAGUGUUUGAUAAAAGGGUGAAAGAAAGGCGUCAAGAGAUUGAAGCGAUGCCCGUCGAAACAGAAUUACCAUGGGAUCUUUUGACCUUGAUGAUUACGACGAAUACAUCUCGUGAUCAAAAUAAAGUUAGGUUGGGGGAACCUUUAUCCGACAUUUCAAUCCGUAAGAUUAUAAUGGAAUUAAUCGUUGCGGGAACUUAUAAUAUUAUGUCCUCGAUAUCUUUUGUCUUGGCUUACCUUUGUAAUCAUCCUAAUGUCAAAGAUCGGUUGAUUGAAGAAAUUGAACAAGUUUAUGGCGUAAAUUCAUCACCAACGAUUACGUUUGAAUCACUUGAUAAACUUCGUUACUGUGAGGCUGUAAUUCAUGAAACUGCUCGUAUUUCUCCGACAAAUGAAGUAUUCUUUAGAACCUCAAGUAAUCAAGUUGAACUUUGUGGUUAUACUUUUGAACCAGAUACAUUGUUUUGGACAAAUUUCUAUAAAACAAGAGCAAAUGAAGCAGCAGAUCCAAUAGAUGUAAUUAAAAAUAGAGUAAAGGAGGCAGUUAUAGCGGACGUUUAUGAUUAUGUUCAAUAUAAUAAAAAAACUUGUGGUGCAUUAGUAACUACAGUCGAAGAUGUAAAAUUUAUGAUUAGAGGAUUGAUAAGACAAAAAGAAGAGAAUAUUGAGGAAAUUUUCAGCCAAAAUUAUUACAAUUCCUUUUGUAAAUUAAUAAAUUGUUUAAAUCAAAUUAAAAAAUUUUUUAAUGAUAUUUCCCAAUUAUCAGGAUUUGCUUCAAGUAGUAAUAUUAAAGAAACCUUUGAGAAAAUUAUAAAAGAUCUUGACAGUUGCUCGAUUCAUUUAAAGCUGGCUAGAUCCAUUACAAAUGAACAAUUGAUUUCAAUUUUAAGUUCUGAAAUGAAGAAAUUUUUAGACAAUAUUGAAGGUGGUAUUACAAUUAUGAUGAACCAUACCACUGUAUUACAUGUUCAAGAAAGGAAAAUUGUUGUUAAAGUUGAUAAUAUUGAACGGGAUGACAAAAUUAAUAAACAAAAUAACGAACCCUUAAAAUACAAGGCGGACAAGGACAAACAUGAACUUAAUUUUACUUCGCUCAACGGGGAAAUUGAUACGAUUCGUUAUUUGAAUGAAAGAAGUUUGAAUGUAAGAAGUUCUACAUUUAAAACUGAAUCCAGUACUGGUGGACAAAUUGAACCUUCGGAAUUGAAAGAUACUGCGGAACCCUAUAAACGUAAAGUAACGGUUUUAAAAAAAAUUUAUAAACAAAAAGAUGUUGCUUGUAGACCCACUCAUCGGGACAAGCUUGACAAUAUGCAUCUUGCUAUUUUGAGAAAAUUGAAAGCUUGUUCAUAUAUUAUUCGAUUUUAUGGAUUGUCAAAAUUAGAUGUUGGAGAUGUGAUGGUUUUUGAAUGGGCUGAAUGCGGAACUCUACGCGAAUUAUAUCAGAAAUAUACUAUUGAAUGGGAUGCAAAAAUUUCUUUCGCAAGAUCUAUCUUUUGUGGAUUAAUUUUUUUACACGCUGUUCGUGCUGAUACCAGUCAAAUUGGUGAUUUGAAUGCUACCAUACAUUGGUUAGCUCCUGAAAAGUUAAAAGAUGAUAAAACUA
Molecule: messenger RNA, 2048 nt
Organism: Funneliformis mosseae
Lineage: Eukaryota; Fungi; Glomeromycota; Glomeromycetes; Glomerales; Glomeraceae
Source: the annotation of a GenBank genome assembly